CCCGUCUCAACACUUUCUUCUUCUUCCUCCUCAAAACUCCAUUUCCUUAACCAUUUUUAACGCUCUCUCUCUCUCUCUCUCUCUCUCUCUCUCUAAGCUUAAGCAUCUGCCAUGGGGAAGAUCAAGAUCGGAAUCAACGGAUUUGGAAGAAUCGGUCGUUUGGUCGCCAGGGUAGCUCUUCUGAGCGAUGACGUUGAGCUUGUUGCCGUCAACGAUCCGUUCAUCAGCACUGAUUACAUGACAUACAUGUUCAAGUACGAUACGGUGCACGGGAAAUGGAAAAACCAUGAAUUGAAGGUCCAUGACGAAAAGACCCUUCUAUUUGGAGAGAAGGCUGUUAAAGUCUUUGGAUUGAGGAACCCGGAAGAGAUUCCAUGGGCUGAAGCUGGUGCUGAAUUUGUGGUUGAAUCUACUGGAGUGUUCACUGAUAAGGAUAAGGCUGCUGCUCACUUGAAGGGUGGUGCUAAAAAGGUUGUGAUAUCUGCUCCUAGCAAAGAUGCUCCCAUGUUUGUUGUGGGAGUAAAUGAGAAGGAAUACAAGCCAGAGCUGAACAUAGUUUCCAAUGCGAGCUGCACUACUAACUGUCUUGCUCCCUUGGCAAAGGUCAUCCAUGACAGGUUUGGCAUUGUUGAGGGUCUCAUGACCACUGUCCACUCCAUCACUGCUACUCAGAAGACUGUUGAUGGUCCAUCUAUGAAAGACUGGAGAGGUGGAAGAGCUGCAUCAUUCAACAUCAUCCCUAGCAGCACUGGGGCAGCCAAGGCUGUUGGAAAGGUUCUGCCAGCUCUUAAUGGAAAACUGACUGGAAUGUCCUUCAGAGUUCCCACUGUGGAUGUUUCUGUUGUCGACCUCACUGUUAGAAUUGAGAAAAAGGCUACCUAUGAUGAUGUCAAGGCUGCCAUCAAGGAGGAGUCAGAGGGUAGCCUCAAGGGUAUUCUCGGCUACACAGAAGAAGACGUAGUGUCAUCCGACUUUGUUGGUGAUUCCAGGUCCAGCAUCUUUGAUGCCAAGGCCGGGAUAGCUUUGAACGAUAACUUCCUUAAGUUUGUUGCCUGGUAUGACAACGAAUGGGGUUACAGUUCGCGAGUGAUCGAUUUGAUUCGCCACAUGCAUUCCGUGGCUCAGUGAGGCGGUCGGGGCUUUGGACGCAGUUGUUGCUCAGCCGCCCCGGAGGUUUUUGUGGUCUUUCAGUUUUCUUGGCAUAUUAUGUAAUGAAUAAAGGAGACAAGUGUCUUUACUCUUUUAGCUACUCUGUUUAGUUUUAUGGCAUGUUUUGGUUCGCAGUUUAUUUGCUUUUAUUGUGGAAAAUAGAAAGAGACUUUGUUUAGUACUUCAAUGUGGUGUAGAGUUCUUUCUAAUAUAAGAUGGUUUUGCUA
Cuscuta campestris is the source of this 1376-nucleotide messenger RNA. The record is from the annotation of a GenBank genome assembly. Lineage: Eukaryota; Viridiplantae; Streptophyta; Magnoliopsida; Solanales; Convolvulaceae.